This is a messenger RNA of Exophiala xenobiotica, 963 nucleotides long. RefSeq lists its product as uncharacterized. The coding region runs from base 1 to 963 and encodes 320 amino acids. The transcript has a single exon. Lineage: Eukaryota; Fungi; Ascomycota; Eurotiomycetes; Chaetothyriales; Herpotrichiellaceae. The record is from RefSeq and is a predicted model, not a curated record.
AUGCCGCGUCCGACCGAACUUGACCACGUCGCACACCCACGGGAUGAACGCGAUCUCGAACAAAAUCCCUUCCCUUUCCUGGCUCUGCCGCCUGAGAUCAGACAAGCAGUAUACGAUUGCUGCCUCAUCGACAACUCCGACGACGAUCCACAACAGAUUCCGGCGUUCCACAAACGUGUUCGAUCGCUAAAGCCACUCCUCCUUACAUGCCAGAAAAUCAACAAGGAAUUGACUCCUUUGUUUUUCCGCACUGCUACCUUCAAAGUCGACAGUAAGAGAGAUGCUAAGAAUGUUGCUGGAUCGAACCGAAACCAUUCGGUCUACUUCGAGUACCUGUUCAUGAACACUCUACCUGGCUACAAGAUGCGAAACAUCCGGAAAUUGAGCUACAAUGCCACUGUCGAGACUCUGGUUGACGCACGCACUCCCCUGUCGAGUGGUGUAGACUUUGAUGGUCUCCAGUAUUUUUCUGGUGUCCUCUCCAGAUAUGGAGACGCCCUCGAAUGCUUACAGGAAGUUCAGUUGUAUGCCGACCUCAGAAAGGUCUACCGGCUGCGCCCUGGUUGGCAUACCGUGAUGGACGCUCUCACUGCCGAUUCCACCCAUGCCUUGUGGUCUAAGAAUGCCGCACUCUAUGCACCGGAGGUCAUGGAUCGGAGCAAGAAUUGGGAGUCCAUUGAGAACAAACUCUGUGGAGGAGCGCUGAAGGGGUGGAAUGUAUCACGGAUGGUGUAUCGCAUAACGGGGAAGGAACCACCACCAGCUACCUUUAUCACAGCCAUUGUUGUCACCUUCUACAAGCCGAGUGACCGAGUUACAACAACAACAAAAGCUGCUACGGACUGUUUCACUGUCGUCAGAGAACGUGCCGGCGGAGAUACUCGGAGAAGGAGGAGGAGAAGGAGAAGCAACGCAGUCGUGACUUGGGUUACAAAACGGUUCCGACCCAUAGACGGAGUGUGA